This is a messenger RNA of Zingiber officinale, 1952 nucleotides long. RefSeq names its product internal alternative NAD(P)H-ubiquinone oxidoreductase A1, mitochondrial-like. Gene Ontology annotation, molecular function: NADH dehydrogenase activity. The coding region runs from base 125 to 1777 and encodes 550 amino acids. The record is from RefSeq and is a predicted model, not a curated record. Lineage: Eukaryota; Viridiplantae; Streptophyta; Magnoliopsida; Zingiberales; Zingiberaceae. The transcript has 9 exons.
UAAAUAUAUAUGUAUAGUUUGCCCUAUUCUCAAUUCUGCAACUGUGUGAAGUUGCCGACUGUUCUUCAUCGGCAAGCUCAGGCUCAAGCUCCGUCCCCUUGUGAUCUGCAUCUCAUUCAGAUCGAUGCAGAACAUGGCUUUUUCUAAGAUUGCGAAGGCUGCAUUGAGCCAGUCACGAAGCAGAACGGCCGCCGGAGGCAUGCACUACAGACCGGAAACGCUCUUCCGCGCCGGGGUUCCCUCCGGCCAACCGUACCACACUCUGCUCAAUGGAGCUCGCCACUUGUCUCCGAUUAGAAGAGCCGGCGUCUUCGGAGACGAGAGCAGAGCCAUCAGCCACACGCCGCACUCCCAAUCCCCCUCGGCCUCGGCCGCGGCCGCCGCCCGAAAAGACGAGUUGGCGGACGAAGACGACGAGAGGCUGCCGGGGCUGGAGGCCACCAAGCCCGGCCAGAAACCCAGGGUUGUGGUCCUCGGCACCGGCUGGGCCGGCUGCCGGUUCCUCAAAGGCCUGGACGCGAAGCUUUACGACAUCGUGUGCAUCUCCCCCAGGAACCACAUGGUCUUCACGCCUCUGCUGGCCUCCACCUGCGUCGGGACGCUCGAGUUCCGCUCCGUCGCCGAGCCGGUCAGCCGGAUCCAGUCCGCCCUCGCCAGAUCCCCCGACUCCUACUUCUACCUCGCCUCCUGCACCGGCAUCGACACCGACAAACACGAGGUGUACUGUGAGUCCGUUCCCGGCGACGGGCAGCCGCCUCAUUCCCCCCACCGCUUCAGAGUUGCAUACGACAAGCUGGUCAUCGCAGCCGGUGCGGACCCUCUGACCUUUAACAUCAAAGGAGUCAAAGAGAACGCCAUGUUUCUCCGCGAGGUAAACCAUGCUCAAGAAAUCCGGAGGAAGCUUCUCUUGAACCUGAUGCUCUCCGAAUCCCCCGGCAUAUCCGAGGACGAGAAGAAGCGACUUCUGCACUGCGUUGUCGUAGGCGGCGGCCCGACCGGAGUAGAAUUCAGCGGUGAACUCAGCGAUUUCAUCAUGAAAGAUGUGCGCGAAAGGUAUUCGCAUGUGAAGGACUACAUUCGAGUGACUCUCAUCGAGGCAAAUGAGAUACUGUCGUCGUUCGAUAUUAGCUUGAGGCAAUAUGCAACGAAUCACUUGACAAGGUCUGGAGUUCGCCUCGUGCGCGGUGUCGUCAAAGAGGUGCUUCCGGAAGUGAUCCACCUUAACGAUGGAACAAGCGUUCCUUAUGGUCUCCUAGUCUGGUCGACUGGGGUUGGGCCUUCUCAGUUCAUAAAAUCUCUCAACUUUCCCCAAUCCCCUGGAGGAAGGAUCGGUGUCGAUCAAUGGCUUCGAGUUCCCUCGGCGGAAGAUGUUUUUGCACUUGGGGAUUGUGCUGGCUUCCUUGAACAAACAGGGAAGCCAGUUCUUCCUGCUCUGGCUCAGGUUGCAGAGAGGGAAGGCAAGUACUUAGCCAACUUAUUCAAUCAGAUCGGUAAGACGAAUGCCGGGAAAGCUUAUUGUGCCAAAGAGGUUCCUCUAGGAGAUCCUUUCGUCUACAAGCAUUUAGGGAGCAUGGCAUCUGUCGGCCGGUACAAAGCCUUAGUCGAUCUAAGGCAGAACAAGGAUGCAAAGGGUCUCUCGAUGGCAGGGUUCGUCAGCUGGUUCAUAUGGCGUUCGGCCUAUUUGACUCGCGUGGUGAGUUGGAGGAACAGAUUUUACGUCGCCGUCAAUUGGGCUACCACUCUAGUAUUCGGCCGGGAUAACUCGAGAAUCGGUUGAUACAGGCAGUCCACAUUUGUAUUAGUGUUCUUCACACUAUUUGUUUCCUAUAUUCAUUAGCAUGUUAUUUGUUUUAGGGCGAUCAAGUGAUCGGUAAACGUUCUUGAUUGUAAACAAUCUUUAUAACAGAGCUAUGGGCAUAUGAAAUUAUAUUGGAAUCUUGCCUUCUUCCCAA